This is a messenger RNA of Phyllostomus discolor (pale spear-nosed bat), 6122 nucleotides long. It is a transcript of the gene PRICKLE1, whose product is annotated as prickle planar cell polarity protein 1. Lineage: Eukaryota; Metazoa; Chordata; Mammalia; Chiroptera; Phyllostomidae. The transcript is spliced from 7 exons. Bases 3080 to 5578 code for a protein of 832 amino acids. Gene Ontology annotation, molecular function: zinc ion binding. The record is from RefSeq and is a predicted model, not a curated record.
UGCUUUCGUAUGAUGCAGUAUGAGACAGUGAUAUUCUUAAGAAUAGGCUCUCUGGGUCUGCAGACAGGUACAAGUAAUUUUUAAAAAGGAAAAAGAAAGAAUCCAAAUUCAAGGGUUUUUGUAAUCACGUAAAGAGAAACAGUAACUAGUGGUAAUGCAGCAUCUCUUACUACAACCUGGUAAGUGGAGGUCAUGCUAUGUAUAACUUGUAUUUUUUUUUUUCGUUUAUUUUUUGGUGAGCCCUCAGAAGUUUCUAGUGAAAAUGUUUGUCAUUUUAUGUAAUUAGCCUCUGGUAUACAGGAAGAAGGCUUUCUUCAAAGAAUAAACCCUGAAGCAACAACUCGUGAGGCCAUUGAAUUUUUAUAUUCCUUUUAACUGUCUUCUUAGGAUGCCUUCUCUGGGCAAAGCAGAGCAUGUCCCACCCAGCUGUGUCCUUUCAUGUGCCUGCAGUGCGGUCUCAUGCAAGUUCACCAGAGGAAAGGGGAAUGGCACAGUCAGGUCCCACCUGCAGGAGGCAGUGUGGGGUUGUGGGGGGAUUUGAGGUCAAGGACCCCAUUCUAAGGGUGCUGCUUGUUACCUUACUGACCUUGGACAGUUGACCUGUGGCAAAUCACUCUGAGGCUGUAUAUUCCUCUGUUAAACAAGAUAUACCCUGAUUGGGUUGCUUGAUGUGGUGAUUAAAUGCCUUAACACUAACAGGCCCAGAAUACCAUGUUAGUUGUCUGAGUGCGAACAAAUGAAACUGAAAGCCGUGCCUAUGAAUAAAACAACACUGUCACUUAUUUUCCUUCAGUUGUUCUCUUCACACUGUUGAAGAGUGACAGCCUUCAGUGUAGGAAGACUGGAAGAAAUGUGUGGGAGUUGGAGGCUUGAGAUGUGGCCGGCAUAUCCAGGAGGUGGGAGAUUGUGGCAUUCAGUGCUAAAGUUGAUUCACCUUGAUUAAGGUGGUAAUUUGCUGUACAUUUUCUGCAAAAGGCUAAUCAAGGAAUAUGGCUAUAAGAGUAACUUAGAUCUUUGGCAGUCGGCACCUUUGUGCUACCUUGGAAAACCCAUGGUUGGUCUUCAUUUGUGUUUCUUGUUUUAUAAGAUCGUGACAUAAUUAGAUCGCUAUUUAAUAUUUAUGUUCUUUGUUAGAGUGUGCACAGUAGGCACCUGAGUGCCUUCCUCCUCAGCCAGACUGGUCAGGGGACACAGAUGCAUCAUGAUUUGGGUUAAAUUGCAGUGAAGACCCCCCUUCUCCUGGGGGAGGGUUUUGAGUUUAACCUCUAGUACUCUUCCUUCGACAUAUGAGAGUUUGUCUGUUUGUUUUAAACAAAAAGGAAAGACUAAAUCCAAGAAAUUUUGUCAUUAACACACACUUUUUUUUAUUGAGGAGUAAGAGCAACUCGCCUAUAUUUAGAAAGUUCUUCCUAAGUCAAGACAUGAACGAGUUGCACCUGUGUGAAGUGAUGACUUGUUUAAAAGGUCACAACCUCCCAAUGGUAGUGUAGGAAAUGAGGUCAUCUUUACUUUUUGUUUGAGGUGGAUGAAAGUUAAAUUUAUUAGUUGGAAUAGUAUCUACUGUGUGGUAUGGCUUCUACUGCUAGUAAAGAUCACAGCCAUUGAAUGUGUGGCCUCCCAUUUGUGAAGUGUUAGUACUUUAAUUUUUAUGUCCUUUGAGUUACAAAAGAAAAACUGUAAGAUUUAAUAAUCAUAGGUUUUAGCAGGUAAGCUUUUCUAACAUGUAUUUAGAGUUGCAUUGAGACAGUCACUGGAGAAUGAGAGUCUUAGGCUGGAAGUGUUUAGGUUUUCCCUGGUUAUUUAAGGAAACAAGGGAAGUUUAUAAGGCACAAAGAUUGUUGGAAGUCUGAUGUGUACAUAGUGUGAUUAGACUCUGGCUUUUAUUUUAGCUGUGUGACCUUGGGUAAGUCACUUAACUUCCCAGAGCCUUGUUUUCUCUAAAAUUGGGUUGGACUAUCUAUAACUUUCUUUUUUGGUAGAGAGAAAGGAGCAAGUAUUAAAAGCUUCAUUGGAUUCUGAAAGUCUUGUGUCUGUUUCCUCUUAGGGCCUUAGGAUGAGGGAUAUUUUUAAAAAUCAGAAGAAACUGACAAGGAACAAAUGAUGCUGACAAAGUUCCUGGGUUGUAGGGCAGGGCCUGUUAACCUUGACACUGUCAUAGCCCUUCACCUGAGAAGAUGUCCGUCAGACCUGGACCUCCAUCCUCCUUUGCCCUGAAGCAGGCAGACGGAUGGCAAGGCACACGUAGUAGGUGCUUCAUUGAGCGCCUGCUAGUACUGCACUUCAACACUGAGAGUCACCAAGCUGGCUUUUAUUUUAAGCUCGUGCUUGGCUUCAGUUACUUUUUGUUGAAGGAACUCAUCAAUGAAUAUCUGGCUGACUUCAGUUCAUAGACAGUAAGGGCUUGCAGAUUUAACAUGCUCUAGAUUUAACUAUGCUGUUUCUUCUCAGUGAGCAAACUAAGUUUAGGGUCUCUCAAAACUUAAUGAGAAACCUGAAACCUAAGCAGGUGGCCCAGUGCGCCCACACUGCAGGUAGCAGCGCCUCGGUAGGGAAAAUUGAUGAGGAGGCAUGGGGAGUCGGGUGGGGCUCUGGAGCCACUUCUAGUGGCACAUAGGGGACAAGGCAGGAGGAGGCGCAAUCCUCAAUGCUUCUUUCUUCAACCCGUGGGACUUCACUGGGAUUUCAUUCGUGGGGAAUUUAACCUGAUGUGUCAGGCAAAAACAAUUUCCUUGAACCCUUUCAAGGAAUAAUUCCGUAGAGAAGCGCCUUUUGAAGGCAGCUGGAACUAACUAAUUUUAGUGGUCUUUUCUGAAAUGCUGAGCUGGUAAGGUGGCUAUUUCUGAACUCGGGAGCCCUAGAUUUUAGGUUGCAGCGGGAUUGGGGUGAUGAACCAGUGCAUUGGGUACCUUCUGAGGGCCACAGCAUGUGUAAACAAGCAUUCAGCAAAAGCUCUUGGAGGGUAAGAGCAGUGCCUUAAGGUCCUUAAUUUGUUUUUUCUCCUGUUGUUCACAGCAGCCACUGUUUGAUGUCCUGUGACUGAAAAAAAAAAAAAAAAAAAAAACAACUUUUGAGUUUUAUUAUGCCUUUGGAGAUGGAGCCCAAAAUGAGCAAACUCACCUUCGGGUGCCAGCGGAGUUCCACGUCGGACGACGAUUCUGGCUGUGCAUUGGAGGAGUAUGCCUGGGUCCCACCGGGACUUCGACCAGAGCAGAUCCAGCUUUAUUUUGCCUGCUUACCAGAGGAAAAGGUUCCGUAUGUAAACAGCCCUGGAGAGAAACAUCGAAUUAAACAGCUUUUGUACCAGUUGCCACCGCAUGAUAAUGAGGUACGGUAUUGCCAGUCUUUGAGCGAAGAGGAGAAGAAAGAACUGCAAGUGUUCAGUGCUCAGCGGAAGAAAGAAGCACUUGGAAGAGGGACAAUUAAACUCCUGUCCAGAGCAGUCAUGCAUGCCGUGUGCGAGCAGUGUGGCUUGAAGAUAAACGGAGGGGAAAUUGCAGUGUUUGCCUCACGUGCGGGCCCUGGAGUAUGCUGGCACCCGUCCUGUUUUGUCUGCUUCACGUGUAACGAGCUGCUGGUCGAUCUCAUCUAUUUUUAUCAGGAUGGAAAAAUUCACUGUGGCAGGCACCAUGCUGAAUUGCUCAAACCACGGUGUUCAGCAUGUGAUGAGAUCAUUUUUGCUGAUGAGUGCACAGAAGCUGAGGGUCGCCACUGGCACAUGAAACACUUUUGCUGCCUUGAGUGUGAAACGGUCCUCGGAGGGCAGAGGUACAUCAUGAAGGACGGCCGCCCUUUCUGCUGCGGCUGUUUUGAGUCUCUGUAUGCUGAGUACUGUGAAACCUGUGGGGAGCACAUUGGUGUCGACCAUGCCCAGAUGACCUACGAUGGGCAGCACUGGCAUGCUACAGAAGCCUGCUUCUCUUGUGCCCAGUGUAAAGCCUCUUUGCUGGGGUGUCCCUUCCUCCCCAAACAAGGUCAGAUUUAUUGCUCAAAAACAUGCAGUCUCGGUGAAGACGUCCAUGCCUCCGAUUCCUCCGACUCUGCCUUUCAGUCUGCUCGAUCAAGAGACUCCAGAAGAAGUGUCCGGAUGGGCAAGAGCAGUCGGUCGGCGGAUCAGUGUAGACAGUCUCUCCUGUUGUCCCCUGCUCUAAACUAUAAGUUUCCUGGCCUUUCAGGCAAUGCCGAUGACACCCUUUCUCGGAAAUUGGAUGACCUGAGUCUCUCCAGGCAGGGAGCAAGUUUUGUCAAUGAAGACUUUUGGAAAGGCAGAGUAGAGCACGAAACCCCAGAAGACCCUGAAGAAUGGGCCGAGCAUGAAGAUUAUAUGACUCAGCUCCUCCUCAAGUUUGGUGAUAAAAGCCUCUUUCAGCAGCAGCCCAAUGAGAUAGAUAUUCGAGCCAGUGAGCAUUGGAUAUCUGAUAACAUGGUUAAAAAUAAGACUGAGUUAAAGCAAAAUAACCAGAACCUUGCAAGUAAAAAAUACCAAUCUGAUAUGUAUUGGGCACAGUCACAAGAUGGAUUGGGAGAUUCUGCCUAUGGCAGCCACCCAGGCCCGGCCAGCAGCAGAAGGCUCCAGGAGUUGGAUCUGGACCAUGGGGCUUCAGGAUAUAAUCAUGAUCAAACGCAGUGGUAUGAAGGUUCCCUGGAGUGUUUGUCAGACUUGAAACCAGAGCAGAGUGUCCGGGAUUCUAUGGAUUCUUUGGCUUUGUCUAACAUCACAGGGGCAUCGGUGGAUGGAGAAAGUAAGCCGAGGCCAUCAUUAUAUUCUCUGCAAAACUUUGAGGAAAUGGAGGCAGAAGAUUGUGAGAAAAUGAGCAAUAUGGGGACUUUGAACUCUUCCAUGCUGCACAGGAGUGCAGAGUCCUUAAAGAGUCUAAGCUCAGAGCUGUGCCCAGAAAAAAUCAUGCCUGAGGAGAAACCAGUACACCUGCCAGUGCUCAGAAGGUCCAAGUCUCAGUCCAGGCCGCAGCAGGUCAAGUUUUCUGAUGAUGUCAUUGACAACGGAAGCUACGACAACCUGGAGAUCCGGCAGCCCCCAAUGAGCGAGAGGACUCGGAGACGCGUCUACCAUUUUGAAGAGAGAGGAUCCAGGCCUCACCACCGCCGCAGGCGGAGCAGGAAGUCGCGCUCCGACAACGCCCUGAAUCUCGUCACAGAAAGAAAAUACUCCCCCAAGGACCGCCUGCGGCUUUACGCCCCUGAAAACUACGAGAAAUUCAUCCAGAAUAAGAGCGCCCGGGAGAUCCAGGCCUACGUCCAGAACGCGGACCUGUACGCGCGCUACGCCCAUGCUGCGUCUGACUACGCGCUGCGUCAUCCGGAUGUGCCGCGGUUCCUGGGGCUCUACGGCGAGGACGACGAUUCCUGGUGUUCCUCCUCCUCCUCUUCCUCCUCUGACUCGGAAGAGGAAGGGUAUUUUCUGGGACAGCCGAUUCCUCAACCCCGGCCACAGAGGUAUGCCUACUACACAGACGACCUUUCUAGUCCGGCGUCUGCACUGCCCACGCCUCAGUUUGGCCCGGGAACAACCAAAUCCAAGAAGAAAAAGGGACACAAGGGCAAGAACUGUAUUAUUUCUUAACCUAGUAGCUGUGGAGGUCCUGUUUAAACUUAGCCAUUAACCAUCUUGAAGCAUAUCUUUUUUUUUCUUUCAUAGGAAAGUUGCUAAAAUAGCUUAAAGUGCUUUGCCCAUGUAAAUGAGCCCCGACUGCUGUUUACAAUGUCAGGUUAACUUUGAGGAGGUGUGAGUGAUUUCUCCAGUUUACCCUCCCCGGAUGGUGCCCGGUAGCCACAACCAGUCAGGUGCAUUACAGUUUUACUUUGCUGCUUUGGUCUCCAGUCCGCAAGAGAAUCCGACAGACACUGUCGCGAGCAGAUUGAACGGGGGUGUUGAUUUUAGACAACGGAGAACUUCAGCCACCUUUGUAAAGCAAUAGUGUUUGUCGUCCGUGUUCGCCAGGUUGGCGCAGGUCCCGAUUGGUCUGUCUUGUGCGGCAUGCACGUGGUCACACUGACCCAGCCAACAUUGUGGGUCCCAUCCCACGAGGCCACCCAGUCCCCACUGCAGUCCUCUUUAGCCAGGUAAACAUUGUAUUGUAUUAGCUCCAGAUACAGAUUGGGAGGGG